This is a messenger RNA of Phialemonium atrogriseum, 351 nucleotides long. RefSeq names its product small subunit ribosomal protein S20e. Lineage: Eukaryota; Fungi; Ascomycota; Sordariomycetes; Cephalothecales; Cephalothecaceae. Gene Ontology annotation, molecular function: structural constituent of ribosome; RNA binding. The transcript is spliced from 5 exons. The record is from RefSeq and is a predicted model, not a curated record. Gene Ontology annotation, cellular component: cytosolic small ribosomal subunit; ribosome. The coding region runs from base 1 to 351 and encodes 116 amino acids. Gene Ontology annotation, biological process: translation.
AUGUCUUACCAGAAGGGCGACAAGGAUUUCGGCGAGCAGCCCAAGGCUCACCGCAUCCGCAUCACCCUCACGAGCCGCAAGGUCCAGUCCCUCGAGCGCGUCUGCACCGAGCUGAUUGACCGUGCCCGGUCCAAGGAUCUCUCGGUCAAGGGGCCCGUCCGCCUUCCGACCAAGAACCUCAAGAUCACCACCCGUAAGACUCCCAACGGUGAGGGUAGCAAGACCUGGGACACCUUCGAGCUCCGCAUCCACAAGCGUUUGAUUGAUCUUCACGCCCCUACUGAGGUCGUCAAGUCGGUCAUCGUCAACAUCGAGGCUGGUGUCGAGGUUGAGGUCACCAUUGCGGCCUAA